This is a messenger RNA of Plutella xylostella (diamondback moth), 714 nucleotides long. RefSeq names its product signal recognition particle 14 (gene Srp14). Lineage: Eukaryota; Metazoa; Arthropoda; Insecta; Lepidoptera; Plutellidae. Gene Ontology annotation, molecular function: endoplasmic reticulum signal sequence receptor activity; 7S RNA binding. Gene Ontology annotation, cellular component: signal recognition particle, endoplasmic reticulum targeting. Gene Ontology annotation, biological process: SRP-dependent cotranslational protein targeting to membrane. The record is from RefSeq and is a predicted model, not a curated record.
UCACUGUCAAAAAAAACGUCAACGUGGAAGUGGAAGGCUCAGUGAUUGAUAAUCCAAAAAAUAUAAAUUUUUACUUAUCUCAGAAAUGAUACGAAAAGUUUAAAUACGGAAAUAUUAGAACACAUUGUGGGCCAUACUGUAAAAAUACACUGACAAAUAAAAAUGGUCCUUUUACGAAAUGAGGAGUUCCUGGUGGAGCUCUCCAAGCUGUUCCAGAAAGCCCGUGCAGCAGGAUCGGUCACCAUGACUAUGAAACGAUAUGAUGGUCGGACAAAACCCCAGCCUAGAGACGGAACACCAGCAGUGAAAAAUCCUCAGUACAAAUGUUUAGUCAGAGCUCAGUCGGGAAGCAAAAAAAUAUCAACAGUCAUAGAGCAGACUGAAGUGGAAGUGUUCAGCACAGCUUAUUCUAAUUUACUAAAGACCAGUGUAAAUGGGUUAAAACGGUUGAAGAAACCCAAAAAGAAAGCUCUAGCUACACAGUAAUAUUGUGAUAGUUAACUACAUUGAAGUGUACAUCAAAGUGAACAAUGUGAACUUAAAAGACUAAUUAUUUUACCACCGCCGUCCUAGCUCGUAGCUCGAGGUCCAUUGAAUGUGCUCUUCUCUUGCUGCCAGUGAGAUGGAAGAGUUGGAAGCUCGCUACCCUGCUAGAGAUGUCACACACAGCUACUUGUGUCCUAUUAUGUUUUUAAUAAACUAUUUGUAAACAUA